This is a messenger RNA of Rhinichthys klamathensis goyatoka, 4838 nucleotides long. It is a transcript of the gene agap2, whose product is annotated as ArfGAP with GTPase domain, ankyrin repeat and PH domain 2. Gene Ontology annotation, cellular component: nucleus. The transcript has 19 exons. Gene Ontology annotation, molecular function: GTPase activator activity; GTPase activity; protein binding. The record is from RefSeq and is a predicted model, not a curated record. NCBI's taxonomy places the organism in Eukaryota, Metazoa, Chordata, Actinopteri, Cypriniformes, Leuciscidae. Bases 896 to 4300 code for a protein of 1134 amino acids.
AGAGAGAGAGAGAGAGAGAGAGAGAGAGAGAGAAGCAGGAGAUGGAGAGAGAAGCAGGGUAUUCCUGCACGGUGCCGUUCUGCGUGGGUUUGAAGAAGACCUUCCACUGGAGAGAUCUUAGAGACCCUUGUUCAUGAUGCGUGACUCGUCGAAACCUUUAGCGUGAGAUGCACCUUCUUCUCUAGAAUGAAGCAUGAUUGCCUCGCGCGUUUGCAUUAUUGACAUCUCCGACUGCUUGACGCACCGAUCACCGGAGGCGUGAUGGAUAGACUCUGUUUGGGGACACUAGGAUCACUCUCUGUGGACUUGCUGUAAACGUUUCCACCGAUCCAUGUGGCAUGUAGACUGACUCCUCAGUUCGACUCUUCAGUCUGUCAGCAUCUCCUCCACACACUGUGGAGCAGGUUGGUGAAACGAUGUGCCUUGAUCUGAGGUUAACAGCUCUGCAUGUCUCACAGAUGUAAUUUUACUCUUUGUCGUCCUUGAAGGAAUUUGCGAUCCUGUUUCCAUCUUGUGCAUUGUCAUUUUUGCCUUUGAAUCUGCCUCUUGUUGAAUGUAGUCAAUGGAAUCGGGAGAGUGCUUUUCAUGCAGGUGUGGAGAGCUGGGCACAUGUCUGCAUGCUUAAAAUAGGUGUGAGAGGACCAAAGAACAGCAAUACGAAGUCUGGGAAGAAACAUGAAGGUGUGAAAGAGCACAAAGGACAUUAGCUGAUUUUUUUCCCACUUUAGGGAACAAGGUCACGGUUUACUUCUUUUUGACACACUUGCUUGAACUGUCUUUUUUUCUAUGAAUUCCGUGAUUUUUUUUUUCAUGCUGUGGACGCCAUUAAACAAAUAAAUAACAAGAUUAUUUGAUUAAUUUUCUGUCCUUGAUCUGCUGAGAAAUUCUGGACCACAUGAACCGAAGCGGGACAUCACAGUCAAAAACCACCUACCUUAUCUCCCUCACCUUGGUGAAGGUAGAAACCACUGAGGAAAAUGAGUUGGAAAAGUCCAGGCCAGCUGUGGAGGGAGCGGUGUAUGAUGCUGAUGGAGCGAAACAUCUCAAGCACCCUGGAUCCAAUAAUGAGGGCCAGGAACGCCAGAAAAUGGGUGAGGCUGUGGAGCUGGAAGCUGGAGAAUCUGUCAAAUUCUCAGUGGAACAGGAAAUACUCCAAAGCCCAAGGGACGACAAGGCACUUUUUGCAGAUGGUGUUCACCCUGGUGAUAGACAAAAAUCAAUGAUCUCACCCACCACAGAGAAUGGAAGAGCCAGAGAAUCCACCGGGAUGUCCCAAACCUCGUUUCCCCGAGAUAUAGCCAGGCAUCUGGGUGACAUACCGGUCCGUGCGACCCAGCGUCCCGUGUCUCUCCUUAAAGCUCAUGGCGGUGGUCGUGAUUUUAAGGAGUCUAGAGAGAGCAUCCAUGCCUCCUCAAAGAGCCUUGACCGUAAGGACAGUCGGACCAGGAUUCAGUCCCCAACCAGCCCGAAUCCUGGAUCAUUCCGGGCAUCAUGGGCUGUAAGCGAGGUGAAAACUUGCGAUGAAGACCUCAAAGGGGGUAUUGGGAUGAAAAGGCCCACUGAAGGGGACAUCAUAGCCAUGCGAACCCAAAGCCCUCGAGCCGAGAGAUUAAAGGCAGGAUCUACAUCUCUUCCGACCCCUAUCGCCUUGAUUACCAAGCCUCAACGCAAAGGAAAGAGUCGCACCCUGGACAACAGCGACUUGAAUUGUCUGUCUGAGGACCUCCUUAAGUGCAAAGGUGGUCAAAUGGUAUCUGACUUUAGAACAGCUCAGUCCCAGGGGGCUUCAGCACGUGACCGCAAGAUGCUAAGAUUUAUUAGUGGCAUUUUUACCAAGAGCACUCCAGUUGCAACCAGUGCAACCAUUGUGACCCCAGUCUAUAGCACCAUUCAGAGGGAAUCCAGUGAGGAGGAAGCAUCAUGUGCCAAUAGCCAGGAAUGGACCUUAACUCGCGCCAUCCCAGAACUGCGAUUGGGGGUUCUGGGUAGCCUUCGCAGUGGAAAAUCUGCUCUGGUAAACAGAUUCAUCACAGGAAGUUACCUUCCACUUGAAUCGCAUGAGGGGGGAAGAUAUAAAAAAGAAGUGUUGGUGGAGGGACACAGUCAGUUAUUGCUGAUUCGAGAGGAAUCUGGUCCACCAAGUGCACAGAUCUGCAACUGGCUCGAUGGUGUCAUCCUGGUUUUUAGUCUGGAAAAUGAAGCAAGUUUCCAGGAUGUGUACAAGAACUACAGUGAGCUAAGUGCAAAUCGUAACAUAGCAGAAAUCCCCAUUAUAGCGGUUGGAACGCAAGAUAAGAUUAGUAGCACUAACGCCCGUGUGAUUGAGGACAAGAGGGUCCAGCAGCUGUGUAUAGAUGUGCGUCGCUGCACUUACUAUGAGACCUGUGCCACCUAUGGACUUAAUGUGGACAGAGUAUUCAAUGAAAUGACUCACAAGAUUGUUGCUGCCAAGAAGCAAGCCGCACUUCUGGCAUCCUGUAAAUCUCUCCCAAACUCCCCGAGUCACUCAGGGGCCUCGACUCCACUGUCAGGGCCCGGACAGGCCAGUAAUGGGGGUCAAAGUAGUGAUUACCCCUCCUCUUUGCCUUCUACCCCUGUGAUAAGUCACAAAGACAUACGGGGUGGGGCAAGUGGAGACGGGGGCUCGCAACGAAAUCCGCCCCGACGACGGACCUCUUUAUUUGCGAACCGCCGUGGGAGCGACUCUGAGAAAAGAGCUUCAGAUAGCAGAAGUGACAUGAGCAGUCGGUCGGUUCCCAUCAAACAGGGAACUUUGUGGAAACGCAGUGAACGCUCUUUAAAUAAGGAGUGGAAGAAGAAGUAUGUGACGCUGUCAAACAACGGGAUGCUGAUGUAUCAUUCAAAUUUAAACGAGUUUAUGCAGAAUGCUCAAGGGAAAGAGAUGGACUUAUUGCGAGUAACAGUAAAGGUGCCAGGAAAGCGUCUUCAUCGCGCUGUCACUCCGGGUGGGCCGUCCCCUGGCCCGGCUCUUGUCCCUGUGCCAGGUGUAAAUGGACUUAGUAAAGACAAGCAGUCAUCUGAAGGGGGCGCUACAUCAAAUCUUCUGACUGUAGAAGAGGCAUCCAGAACUGGCUUGUCAUUUCAUAAUGAUCAACGGGUGAAACGUUGCCCGUCAUCUGUGUCUAAUAAAGGGUUCAGUGUGGAGUCAAGCAUUGAGGGGGCUACAAGUCCUCCCUUAGGAAAAGAACACAUCCCGUCUUCUCCAAUGACUGACAGGAAGAAGAAGAAACGAAACAGAAGUAUUAACCUGAAAGGAGACGCAGCGGCUGGACAGGCUGAGGCCAAGCGCAAAAUGUGGAAAUUAAAAAGCUUUGGUAGCUUGAGAAACAUUAACAAAACAGAAGAAGAGAGCACGGACUUCAUCAUCAUAUCGAGCUCAGGACAGAGCUGGCAUUUUGAAGCCCAAAGUCAAGAGGACAGGGACGCCUGGGUUCAGGCCAUCGAAAGCCAGAUCCUUGCAAGUCUACAGAGCUGUGAGAGCAGAAAUAAGGCUCGAAGGAACAGCCAAAGUGAAGCUGUUGCCUUGCAGGCCAUUCGAAAUGCCAAAGGGAACGACCUCUGUGUGGACUGUGCAGCACCAAAUCCAACAUGGGCGAGUCUUAAUCUUGGUGCUCUGAUCUGCAUCGAGUGUUCGGGGAUACACCGGAACCUGGGGACGCACCUGUCCCGUGUGCGCUCGCUAGACCUGGACGACUGGCCCAGUGAACUUACAAAAGUGCUUUCGGCUAUAGGCAAUCAUAUGGCCAACAGCAUUUGGGAGACCUGUACCCAAGGGUGCCAGAAGUUGACACCUGAGGCAACAAGAGAGCAGAGGGAGUCGUGGAUCCGUGCCAAAUACGAACAGCGGGCAUUUGUGUCGCCCUUGCCCGCUCAGUGUUCAGAGGACACAAUGUCGACUUGGUUGCUUAAAGCAGUAAUCGACAGGGACCUUCCCAGACUUCUGCUGCUCCUCGCGCACAGCACCAAGGACCUGAUCAACAUCCCGCCUGAAGGAGCAGGGCAGCAGCAUCACAGCGCAUUACAUGCGUCCUGCCAGCUGGGCGACGUGGUCAUGACACAGCUGCUGGUCUGGUACGGCAGUGAUGUGAAGUCAAAGGAUCCACAAGGUCGAACCGCACUGACGUUGGCGCGCCAAGCCGGGAGCAAAGAGUGUGCUGAGAUUCUUGUCCAGCACGGCUGUCCCAGUGAGACGUCACCCACCUCCCCGACUCCUGUUCUCUCCCGCAAAAGUAGCAUCACGAGUGUCGGACGUGUCAAUUCCAGGAGGAGGGUCUCGUAACCCAUGAACGCUCAUGAUCACAUAAACAUUUUCACCAGGGCCAUUUUUAUUUCUUCAUACAGAGUUGUGUGUUCCGUGCGUCUGUGAAUCCCCACCCCGAAUAUCGCCAACAACGCUGUAUUUAUAUACUGUACGUAUAUCCUUGCGGAUUCCUCAGAAAAGGGAAAAAGAAAAAAAGAAACUCUUAAUUGUCCUUAUUAGAAGGCUUAGAAUGACAGCUACAAAAUUUCAACAUGCCUUUUGAAAGAAAAUGGAAGCUGUUUUACCAACUAAAAAGCAAUAUUAUUUAUAAUAUGCUGAUUAAUAUGUAUUAUAGAUCCAUUACAUGGAAACAUGUAGCUUGAGAGUUUCCCAAAGCAAUCUGAGGGAAUGUAUUUACCAUUAUGACUGUCAUUACCAUUGUUCUUUAAAAUAGAAAUCAUGGCUGAGGGUAAUGUAAUGUAAGAACAUGUUUAUAUCCAGACUCCAGAAGAAAUAGUAUUUGUCGUUGUGCAUCAUUUCUAAAUAAUAUAGACAAUAAACUCUGAUCUUCAACCUC